Staurois parvus is the source of this 378-nucleotide messenger RNA. NCBI's taxonomy places the organism in Eukaryota, Metazoa, Chordata, Amphibia, Anura, Ranidae. The record is from the annotation of a GenBank genome assembly.
AUGUGCGUCUUUGUCGUCUGCUCACACGCUGCUGGGUUCCAGUUUUAAACCUAGGCCUGUGCCUGUGUAUGGCUUCCGAAUACUGCUGCCUCCACCGCCACCCUGCGCCAUGUGCCUCUGUCGUCUGCUCACGCUGCUGACGGCUUCCGCUUUUUUAAACUAGUCCUGUGUAUGUCUUCCGAAUACUGCUGCCUCCACCGCCACCCUGCGCCAUGUGCCACUUUUCGGGUCUCCUCACACUGCUGCCAGGUCCAGAGUGUGUCAUGGGUCCCUGUACGGCCUCCCAUUGCUGCUGACUUCAUCGCCAGACUCUGCCAUGUGCCACUUUCAGGUCUCCUUACACUGUUGGGUGGGUUCCAUUUUGUGAUAGGGUGCUGU